AUGUUGGUAGCAAUCAAAGGCGACACCACACGACCAAAUUGGUUGGUAUAUCUGAUUUCAGCGUUCGCGUCACUAGUUUGUACUUGGUUUGUACUGUUGUCAGCAGACAGAUCGAGAAGUAGACGGACUUGCGAACGCGCUUCUACGCAAUUUACGAACGUAUUCGCUUUGUUUAUAAUAUUUUACGUGACCGGUAAAAUAAGAAAACCGCUCAAAAUGUGUGCGAAAAUGGCUUUUCAACACCAGGCGGGGACGGCGAUGGAGUGCCUGAGCAUCCCUAUCACUCUUCACAAAGAAGCAGAAAUUGAUGCCAAUGGAGAAGAGGUGAUGAAAUGUGGAUUGAAAAUAGGUGGAGGUAUCGAUCAAGACUUUAGAAAAAGUCCGCAAGGCUACACGGACAAUGGGAUCUAUGUAACGGAAGUCCACGAAGGUUCGCCAGCAGCAAAAUCAGGAUUGAGAAUGCAUGACAAAAUCCUCCAGUGUAACGGUUACGAUUUUACUAUGGUAACCCAUAAAAAGGCUGUUGGAUACAUUAGAAAGCAUCCUGUACUAAAUUUACUUGUGGCACGAAAAGGGGUCACCAGCACCUAAAGCGUGCUAGCGUAAUGAUUAUUGAUUAAAAUUAACCACCUGUUCAUGAGAUUGAUAUUUUAUUUGGUUCAUUAAGGUGUUAGCAAUGCCAAUUUGCAUUGAAGAUGUAGUGCUGAGAGGAAGAAUUAUCUCGAACAGAAUUGGGGACUUUACAGCUCAGUAUUCACACUCUGUAGACAAUCUAAACAUUCGGCAAUCAAAUAUCCUAAUCUGAGUAGCUAUUAGAUUUUAAACGUGGUUGUAAUGGUUUAUUAUUUCUACUAAGCGAUUGGACUCAAGUGCGCAAGAUGACUCGUUCAGGGCAAAGUAUUAUCCAGAGUCUUUUUAUUCAAAGUAAAUUUUAAAAAAUUCAUAGAAAAAUGCGUGUCAAAAUGAUGAGAAAACUAUGCUUGUCUAUUAAAUCGCGGUUGAUACAAAGCUGUACCUGCUGGCAAGGUAAAUUUGAAUAACUUUGUGAAUUAGACGAGAUUUUGUUUCUGCUUAAGUUUUAAGAUUUUAUCGUUAAAUGAAUAUUUGAUAGAAUUAAAGCAAAUACUUGGUAUUGCUAACUUAAAACGUAAAGGAUAUAAAUAUACACUAAUUUUGAAGCAGGUGGCAAAUGAUACAUAAACAUCCUACCUCCCUUCGUGUCAUACACAUAACACCCAAAUAGAUACUAAGUAGUAUAAGCAGGUUCGACAAGGACCUUUGAUUUAAAUACAUGUAGUUAUCAUACGUACCUGCUUGUAAAAAUGUUAGGAUAUAUUAUAUGAUUACUAGAUUUUCGUUAUUUAUUAUUGACAUAACGACAAUGCUAUUGAAGUGAAAAUACAGAGACGAAAUUCAUUGAUAUUAAUUGAUAAAAUACCAUUUGAGUUGUCCUCAAAGAAAAUUUGAAUACAUUACUAAUGUAGUUGUCAGGAAAAAAUUUAUAACUAUUAUUUCGUAGUGGGAUUUGCGGAAAUUCCAGUUGCAUGCGUUAUCUUUACAACAACUUGGUUCAAAAUCAAUGUUACAUGCUUGGUUGAAAUUGGGCACAUACCACAUUUAAAUUUGUAUAUUGUAUAAUAAGAAUUAUGAUUCUGGUUACUCAGUUCAGAUAUGAUGUUUGUUUUACAUCAUAUUACCAAAGAAACUUACCUGUUAUAAUUUUU
This is a messenger RNA of Diprion similis, 1724 nucleotides long. RefSeq names its product tax1-binding protein 3 homolog. Gene Ontology annotation, molecular function: protein binding. Gene Ontology annotation, biological process: neurotransmitter receptor transport, endosome to postsynaptic membrane; neurotransmitter receptor transport postsynaptic membrane to endosome. Gene Ontology annotation, cellular component: postsynaptic membrane; adherens junction; postsynaptic density. The transcript is spliced from 3 exons. The record is from RefSeq and is a predicted model, not a curated record. The coding region runs from base 1 to 591 and encodes 196 amino acids. NCBI's taxonomy places the organism in Eukaryota, Metazoa, Arthropoda, Insecta, Hymenoptera, Diprionidae.